Molecule: messenger RNA, 5050 nt
Organism: [Torrubiella] hemipterigena
Lineage: Eukaryota; Fungi; Ascomycota; Sordariomycetes; Hypocreales; Clavicipitaceae
Source: the annotation of a GenBank genome assembly
CACACACCUCGCAUCCGUUGACUCAGCUUUCUUGCCUCUUCCUUCCUAUCAUCGCGUCCAUCUUCUCUACUGUACAUUUUUCUGUUCGGCUUUCAACACUUGCAUCUUCUCUGAUUCGUCUUGUUUUUUGCCUUGUUGCAUAUUUGCUUUUAUUCUCUCACAGCUGCGCAUCGCAUCUGCAACUGCAAGACACGUCGCGUUUUUUAUCACGACGUCUUGCGCCGAAUCCUGCACCGAGUCAAUUCGCCAGAGUCAUCUCCGACACAACCUGAUCGACCGAUUGCAAUCACCCUCGAGGCCACUGACUAUAUCAUUGAGUCUCUUGUCGACUUGAACCGUCCCGGCGUCAAAUAGUAGAUGCGGUAGCGUCACCUUUGCGCGACGCCCGUAUCAACCCAAUCCCAACGCCGGCACGAUGAGCAACCGUCAUCAUCUGCCGGCUGGGCAGAACAUGCAAGGCGCAGCUGCUGGGAUGCCAAACAUGGAUAUGUCUGGCUCCCAAGGAGGUCUUCCUAGACGGAGACCCCAGCAGCAGCCUCAGUAUAUGCCGCAGUACCAUCAUCCUAUGAACCCCAUGUAUCAAAACUACAACCCUUAUAAUGCGCCUCCUUACUAUCAAGUUCCGCCACAGUACCAGAAUGGAGGCAUGCCAUCUCCCGGCUAUAUGCCUUACCAGGGCUACGGCCGAUCUCCCCAGAUGAUGCAUCAAUACGUCCCCAUGGCCGGAGUUGCCGUCCCUCCCAACAACUAUCCUCGCCAUUCUCCUCAUUCGCCCAGCUUGUCGACACCUUAUCAACCUCCUCUUGCUCCUGCGCCUAUGUCAUCACACACGCCUUCUUCGUCGCACUCGUCUCAGAUUCCUCUGCCACAAACUCCUCCUGCACCUCAAGCGCCGCCUGUGCAAGAGCAGGCUGAGGUCGAACCCGCGCCUGCUCCCAUCCCUCAAGAAGAGCCUGCACCUGUAUCUCGAGUUGCUUUCCGCCCACCUCUGCCUUGGUUCUCUCAACCCGACCUCGACUUUCCCGCCAGAACCCCACGAUCGCGUCGAAGACGCAAGCAAUUGGCACAAGACAACCAGGCAGUUUCCCUGCCCGCCGACACUCCCAGUGCCCCUACCGACAGCGAUGCGACGCCUUCACAAGAACCUGCGGUCGGCACUGCCGAUACCGCUCAGGCUGACACAAAUGCCACUGUAGACUCUGAAGCUGUCGAGGCGGAAGCUGAAGUCGAAGCGCCUGCUCCUCGUGCGGCGCCUACAAGUUGGGCUAAUCUCUUUACCCGCGGUGCUGUUUCCCAGGCCGCAAGCACAAACGGCAGCGUAUCAGCUAGCCAAGCUAACGAAGGCGCCGAGGGCGGCGUUGUUAGCGCUGGCUUUUCAAAGGCUGGUGCCAACUCCAUGGCCGAGGCCAUCCAAGCCUUCCGUGUUCAAGCUACCGAGCUUAUUCCCCUUCUAGAGCCCCGUGGUUUGAUCAACACUGGUAACAUGUGUUACAUGAAUUCGAUCCUUCAAGUUCUCAUGUUCUGCGUGCCAUUCUACGAUUUCCUCGAUCAGGUCGGCAAGCGCGCAGCCCAUAGUUUCAAGAGCGAGACCCCCCUCUUGGACGCCAUGAUUAUGUUCUCGCACGAGUUCAAAACUCUCAAGUCGGCCCCUUCUGUGGAACAGCUUCAGAAAGCCACCCGACCCGAAGAAUUUGACAAGAGUGGCGACCCUUUUACUCCAGAGUUUGUGUAUGAAGCUAUAAGACAGCUUUCACGCUUUGAUAGUAUGAGACGUGGUCACCAGCAAGAUGCUGAAGAAUUCUUAGGUUUCAUGCUCCAAUCUCUUGAUGAUGAGUGUACCACAGUUAUGAACAACCUUGCUGCUAUCACUGCCGCAACAUCAGAGACUUCCUCUGUCGAUGGCAGUGUCGACCCGUCAGGCGAUUGGCUCGAGGUUGGUCGCAAGCAACGCUCUGCCGUAACUCGCUCAUCUGGAUUGAACACAUCUACUCCCAUCACCAAGAUCUUUGGUGGUCUGCUGCGGUCUGAGUUCCGCGUUCCCGGCCUCAAAGACUCUAUUACUACUGAACCGUACCAACCGCUUCAACUUGACAUUGGGUCACCCGAAGUUCGCAACGUUGUGGACGCUCUGCGUGGUCUGACCCGCCCCGAACGCUUACAGGGUAACUUCAACUCGCCUCGUGGCAACGAUGUCACUGCCACGAAGCAGGUGUUUAUCGAAUCUCUUCCUCCAGUUCUCAUUCUGCAUCUGAAGCGAUUCCAGUUUAAUGCAGAAGGUGGCACCGUCAAGAUUUGGAAGAAGAUUGGAUACCCAUUGGAGCUCGAGAUUCCUCGUGAGGCCCUGUCCCGCCAGACCAGACAGACUAUGGGUGAUGGCCGCAUGCCUCGAUACAAGCUCAUCAGCGUUGUUUAUCAUCAUGGUAAGAACGCUUCUGGCGGUCACUACACUGUUGAUGUGCGCCGCCAAGAUGGCCGCGAAUGGCUCCGUCUCGACGACACUGUUUUGAGACGCGUUCGCAGCGAAGACGUGGCUGAGAUGGGCUCUGAAGAGGAGGUCAAGGAGACUCGCAAAGAGACUCCUACCUCAUCGUCUUCUGCCAACAGAUUCGGAGCUAUCAAUGACGAUGACGACGAAGGCGACGAAGAUGGCGGCUGGAAUCAGGUUACUGCUUCUGCUGGCCAUCACAAGCGCUGGAGCAGCAUUGCCAACAGCCCGUCUGCCAAUGGCACUCCUAGCAAGGAGAAGUACAGCAAGGACAACUUCAAAGAUAACCGCGUGGCAUAUCUUUUGUUUUAUGAACGUAUGUAAAAAAUGGGUUCGAACACCGGAUAGGAUAGUUUUAUUGGUUUCAGCAUUUCUCGAACAAUACUUUUGGUGUGCUAUUACUACUUACUGCCUGCGGGAUGGUUGGUGUCAGGUGUUGGUUGGGUAAAGGGACUUUGAAGGAGUGGUAUGCGAAUACAUGUAUGGGAUAAUGGAAAAUAGGGAGGACUUAUUGGGGAGAAGGAGAUGAAGUUGUUGCAUAUGUAUUUUGAAACGGCCGCUGAAAGAAGGUGUCAUUUAGAAAGAAAACAAAGCAGCGCUGGAACAGAUGGGAUCUCUUCAAGUUGGAUCUCAGAUUUACAUACCCUGUGCCCUUGCGGCAAAGUAAUACAAAUCUACUUUUCAAAAGAACAUAAAAGAGACUGAUUCGAACACUGUGAGCGAGGUAACAAGCCUUAUGACAAAGAAAAACUGAAAGUGAUUUUUGUUUCAUUCGCGCUUCUGCGGCUCGAACGAACUAAAAAAGAGGUUGUCUAUACAUAGGAUACACGGGAUCAGGUGCACUCUUGAAUCGUCUUCUCAAUCAAGAUGCCCUCUCCCUGCUUUUCCUCCCUGUCGUACCCUGUCUUGUCUGCCCGGUCUGUCCGUAUGGCAGGGCUCAGGAAUUAAAUCUGUCGUCCUGGGGCUGGUGUCGCCGCUUCCCACCACUGCAUUCUCCCCUCCUCCGUCUUUGGUAUACACAAAAAAUAUUCCAUCCAUCUCUCCUGCUUUACAUUUUCGAUCCACUAGCGCUUAGUGGCUCUUGAUGACGUUCAUGGAGUCGAGGGCAUCCUUCUCGGCAAGCUCAGCCUCAACCUGGGCAACCAGAGGGCGGAGGUAGGGGACAUCCUACAAGCACGUUAGUAAAUUUACAUUCCCUCUGUUGAUAAUCGCAUUUUAUUUACCUCCUCGGGCUUGGUCCACUCAGACUUGGGGAGCAGCUUGUGCUGGUAGCUGCACUGGAUGGAGCGGCGGAGACGGUAGACACGGUCGUAGGCCUCCUUGUCGGAGAGACGGCGGAUGGCAAUCUGGACAGCCUCGGAUUCCUCCUCAAGGAGAUCGUCGUAUCUAAAUACACGUUAGUUAUGCUGUCGUGGUUGGUGUUGUUUUUAUAUCUCGUCCCCCUGCGAUUCCGAGAUCAACCGAGCCGGACAAGCCUUGCAGCAUCAAGACAGUGGUGCCGAAUCGGCCCAAUUCGUUCCAAAAGAGCUCAAUUAGGCAAAUCCAGCACCGCAUAUCCCAUUUGUAGGCAUUGCUAAGUCGCAAUCGGCUGUCGUUUGGAUUCGCGGUCUGUCGGGGGAAAAGUCGAAUUUCGUACCUGAGGCCAAGCUUGCGGUAGCCGGCGGCAUUGGCGUACCAGGAAGCGGCGGGAGUGAGCAACUUGGUCAACCAAGGUCUGCGGAGGACGAAAGGAGCAAGCGAGGCGGGCAUGAUGGGCGACUCGGCGGGUGGUUGUGGUUGCUGAUGCGUGGUAGGGCGGGAGAGAGAUGCCUUUGGGGGAGAGGAUUGCGCGAAAAUGAAAAAGGUCCCCGUCAGCAGGCUUCUGGUUGGUCUGGUUGGCUGCUGGGCCAGCUGGGCGGGUUUUGUCGAGUCACGUGAGGGGAAUGUCUUGAAGACACGUGACAUGGAUCGUUUGCCUGUGUAAGUGAGAGGCCGUGAAAUACGUAUAGAGGAAGCAAGGAGAGUGAAAAUAAAUAAAAAGUUUGUGCAUGGGUUACGUAUAAUAGUCUUUAUAGCGGCUUGAGUAAUUAUUUAUAGGAAUAGCAUUGUGUGGUGGAACAAUCGUCGGACAUCUAACACUGCCGGGUCAUACGGUGCUCUCUUCAGAGUAACAGUCUGAUAAACACUAGACGGCUGUCAAUAGCAUACCUAUAAAUGAUGUUGCCAUUACAACUGUAGAAUUCAAGGCGAUUGCAACCGCAGAGAUACCGCAAAUACCCUCUUAAACGUCUCAUAUAGCCUUUUGAAACGUCGUAACGGGCCGACACGCCCGAGCUAUAAGCACACAUCACGCCAUGAACAUGCACCGAAGCCACUCAGCCAGUAAUAUCUACAUAUUGCAUCCAAAAAUGCAAGUCGCAUGGCUCGCGUGUGUCUGGGAUAACACCACAACUAGUGGCGUUGGCCCGUUCCGCUUGGCCGAUUGGGCUUGCAUACGCAGCGCUAUUGAAAGCUUGAUUUGGUGAUGUUUGUUCCCUGCAGCCGUGUACACAACUGGUCAUGCAAGCCUAUAGGCGUGCCUCCCAA